UUGCUCAGCCCAAUUGCAGUAACCAAUUCAACUACUAGCGGCCCAUGGCCAACUAUACAUAAACCUGUUACAGUAUCCACCUCAACCCCGCCCAAAUCACAUUCUCUCUCUCUCUCUCUCUCUCGUCGACGGACGCACAAUUCUCAGAGACACCGAGAUGGCAUUACAGGAAAAGUUAGAUAAAUUCAAGAAGCAGCAAGAGAAGUGCCAGUCAACCCUCACGAGCAUUGCAGCAUCUAAUAAGUCCAUAAUUCAGAAAUCCACACCUGUAGCUGCAGCACUGUCAACCAAUGCAAGAACCCCUGCUCCUGCCGUUAAAUUUUCAAAUGAUACAGAGAGACUUCAACACAUCAACAGCAUUCGGAAAGCCCCUGUAGGAGCUCAGAUCAAGCGUGUUAUAGAUCUGCUACUGGAGACUAGGCAAGCCUUCUUGCCGGAGCAAAUAAAUGAAGCAUGUUAUGUUGACGCAAAUGCCAACAAAGCUGUCUUUGAUAGUUUGAGGAAUAACCCGAAAGUUCACUAUGAUGGGAAGCGUUUUUCUUACAAGUCUAAGUAUGAUCUAAAGGACAAGGGUCAGCUUCUUUACUUAAUAAGGAAAAAACCGGAGGGGAUCGCUGUCAUUGAUCUUAAGGAUGCAUACCCAACUGUGAUGGAAGACUUGCAGGUUUUGAAAGCUGGGGGUCAGAUUUGGCUGCUAUCAAACUUCGAUUCCCAGGAAGACAUUGCUUAUCCAAAUGACCCCAGGGUGCCCGUUAAGGUGGAUGAUGACCUUAAACAGCUGUUUCGGGGAAUUGAAUUGCCUCGUGAUAUGAUUGACAUUGAGAGGGAUCUCCAGAAGAAUGGGAUGAAGCCUGCUACCAACACUGCUCAGAGGAGGGCCAGGUCAGAGGUUCAAGGCCUUUCCUCCAAGCCCAAGCCCAAGAAGAAGAAGCAUGAGAUCACCAAGAGGACAAAGCUUACCAACGCCCAUCUUCCAGAGCUUUUCCGGAACCUAGAGAAUACUAAUUCUUGAAGUUCUGAUGAGCCAUUGUUGAACCGUGCACAGAAGGUCAAUAGCAGGCCGCAAAUUUAACUUGCUGUUGUGCUACUUGCAUCAGUUUUGUAGAUAUGAAGUGUUCUAGUAGUUCUAAACCCAAAUUGAUUCUUGGGUCUUUGCCACUCGUGAUAUUAAUGGCGGACACGGGUGGGGUGUCGGCAGGGAAGCUUUUGAAUACUUGGUGGGAAGCGGCCCAUCUGACUACAUGGUGUGAUCUUAUUCCAUCGGCCAUCUGUUGAUAUGUAAUGAAAAAGCCUAUAUGGUCCAACAUUGUAAUUCCAGACUUUGUUUGUAAAUUUAGCCGAGUUAUUUUGUUUGCCUGGAAGAACGUAGUUCUUAGCGUUUUAUCCUUGAGGAUUCAUUCCAGGGAAUGGGCGAGCCCUCACUAAUGCAAUUGAUUCAUUCUGUUUUUGUA
Molecule: messenger RNA, 1451 nt
Organism: Alnus glutinosa
Lineage: Eukaryota; Viridiplantae; Streptophyta; Magnoliopsida; Fagales; Betulaceae
Product: transcription initiation factor IIE subunit beta-like
Exons: 5
Coding region: 158-1012 (284 amino acids)
Biological process (GO): transcription initiation at RNA polymerase II promoter
Cellular component (GO): transcription factor TFIIE complex
Source: RefSeq, a predicted model, not a curated record